ACCAUGUGUACUCAAAAUAAUAAAAAUAUUAAUGUAACACAAACAAAAAAUAGUCUUUUAUUGUUGGGCCUGAUACACAUAUUUUCUUUACUUUUCUGCUUUACCUGCAAUCGUGAAUCAUACAAGUAUAAAGCUUAUAGAAGAAGCUACUAAGAUUGGUUUCCAAUGCCUGUGCUUUAGGUUUGCCUGUAUUUUUGUAGCAAAUUUUGCUAGAGAUCCUGACCAUCUAUAUGCAUUUUAAGUUAGGAUGUAUGGUUGCUUGAUGUACUUCUUCCUUUAUACAUAAUCAUUUGACAAUAUUCCUUGUAUUUUAGAGAAUUUAAAUUAGCAGAGUUUAAAGUUUGUUUAAUCAAAAUGAAACUGUGACAAAAUGGACACUGUUUAUCAUGACAGCUCAUUUGAUGACAUUAUCAACGAAGUAUGGAAGAAACCACAAGUAUUAAAUAAAGUAAGCAGUUUUGCGAAACACUGGCGAAAGAAACAUGAGGAGAAAGUCAAAACUCGUAUUUACCAACUCCAAAACAAGAAGCAAACUAGAGACUUAAAAUUGCAAAAACAGGUUACUGAAUUGUUGACUAGAAAACUGCCAUUUGAAUAUCUAGCUCAAGAUUGGCUGGAAGAACAAAAGGUAACGUUAGAAGCUAGAGCUUAUCUCUUAGAGAAACUAAUCCCAACUUUGAUAAUGGGUGUUGAGAAAUUAUUAAUUGAAGUAUUAAAACGAGACAUGGUUGAUGAUCAAACUCUUACUGAGGACUUCAAUCCAAUAAACUUCUUGGCGCAGUUUUUGAUGCGAAACAAUCCCAAAUAUAGUAAUUUUGCAGAAUCAUCGCCAUAUGCUAAAAGUAUUAGAAAGAUGCUGGAUAAUUUAAAGGAAAAAGCAUUUGAUUAUGGUGAUGAAAAUAAACUUUCUCGGUUGAAAGCGGAAGCGAAGAAACGUUUGAUUGAAGCUGAAAAGCUAAAGAAAAUGAACAUGUGGAAAGGAAAAAGUCAACCAGACACUUUAAAGGAAAUGUAUGUGAAAUGGACUGGUGACAGGAAGGCUGUGAUCAGUUUGUCUCUGGUGCAAAGUGCGUUAAGAUCAUUUCAAGAUUCUCUGAUGAUGAUGCCUACAGACAGACAACAAGGUCUAAUGUAUGCUUUUAAAGUUGAAGAGACAGAUAUCACUGGUAAACUUAUCAACAUUAAAGAUUUUGUUGAGUAUGUUGGGAAGCACAUUUCAACGCUGAGUGAUGACGGCUUCUGUAAAUUUAUGCAGCACAUGUCUCGUCUAGCUGACGAGUACAGACAAAAUAUUGAGCAAGACGCUUUAAGGAACAUUUUUGGUCGUCUAUUCGUUUUUUGUGAUCAUGGAAAGACUGGAUACUUGGAUAGAUUGAGAGUUUUGGAGCUGCUAGAAAUGUUCUAUGAUAACAUUCAGGGCGACUCUAAAGAAUACUUAAGUAACCCACGAAAAUGGCCUGUUGUGGAAUUAGAAGAAGAGGAAGAUGAGAUCGAGAAAUACAUUGUCGAUCAUAACUUAAAGGACUUGCCAAGCCAAGAUGAUAGAAAAGAAAACAUUGCACAUGGAGAAUCAUUUGAUGGUGUUAAAUCUGGUGAUGACAAUUCCACAGCGACUCGUGUAGGUGGUGUGGAUGUUAAAGUCAAAAGUAAAAAUGACAAUCCAAUGAAUGAUGUCAUGAAGAUAUCAGUUGUCACAUCACCUGAAUCAUCAUGUGCAGAGCUUAAUAAGAUGGCGGAAAGUGAUAUAGAAUCUUACUUUUCUGAUCAAUCCUACGCGAAUACAGAACAGAAGCAGAUGAAAUAUAUUGACGAAAACGGAAAGGUUCAUUUUGCUGCUACUGGAGUGAACAUUGAGAACGAUGUAAAAGACAUUAUGGAGAGUGGUGCAAGCAGUAGUGAACCUGAAACGCUUUUUGGCGUUUCUCGACCAUUUUCCUUCACCACGCCUCAGGCAUUCAAUAAGACUUCGCUAAACGAACAUCAAUUUAUUAAUUUGCUGAUGACGUUUUUAGGAGAAUCGCCAAGAGGUGAAGCAGUUGAACCACUUGUAAAAUUUAUCAGAGCUGGUUACAUUGAAACGGUAUUGGAAAGAACUGAGCGAAUUUAUCAGAGUCGCAAAGAAGCUGAUUCAAUGCGACGUCGCAUGCGCGUGGACCAAUUAUUCGAAUUUUGGGACAUUGAUGGUUCUGGCUAUUUAGAAAUUGAAGAAAUUGAGAUGGUCUUAUCAAAAUGGAGAGAAGAUAAUUUGCACGAACAUAUGUUGAAAGAAGCUUGUGAGGUAUUUGAAGAUGUGUUUUCAAAGAUUACAAAGAAGUCCUUCAAACGGAUUGUGGAUAAGAUAUGUGAUAUGUUCGAAGAAGAGGAUGUUUUUGACUCGCUUAUCCAGUUUCUGACAAAAAGUGUGCAGAGAUCUUAUGAGGAACGCAAAAGAGGUGACUACCGCAAGAAGUGGCUUCAGUCUAUAGAUUUUAGUGCUCGCACAUCGGGUGGCAUACUCAAGCCGGUGUUCAAAACUGUUUUUGGAGUCGUUGAUUAUGAUGCAGAAAGACACGGUGACAUGAAAAAGACAUGCGCUUAUGUAGCUUUGUUGGAACCAAACGAUAACAAAAACCCUGCGGUGAAGGGUGAAGAUGUAUUGCGUUAUGUAGCUUGCUCAGCGAGUGACACCGACACGGUGCUUCAACGUGUUCUCCAUCGUGGUAUGAAAUCUAUUAGUUUUAAUGCUAUUGAUUCUGGCAAACCAAUAUAUGUUCCACGUGUGUUGCAACAUGGUGGUGUUCAUUUGUGGAAUCCAGUACGCAGAGAAGAGAAAAUAGAGGGUUCGUUUAUAUCAUUGCCGUUAAAAGACCGCGACAAGAAUGUUAUUGGUAUGCUGGGAAUUGACACAUUAGCUGACCCUCAUGAUAGAUCAAUAUUCAUGGCUCAUGAAAUUUCGUUUUAUCAGGGACUAGCUAAAGCUCUUAGUCAAGCUAUUCAAUUUGUUGAUAUGCGACAAAAGACGCUGAAAGUUUCAGAGUCUGCCGUGGCGUGGAUUUUGCGUCGAAGUCCGAAUGUGCAUGAAGUGACGAUUUAUCUUGUUGAGCCAGCUCUAAAGGCUUCGACAGGCUCGGUGAUAAGAAGAAUGGUGACAUUGGGUCAAGGAUAUUCUCAAAGACCCACACAGACCCCUAGGUUGGAGCGGAAGGAUAACCUCUUCAGGGAUUAUUUAUUUAAAUGCAUUGACGCCUCGGAGACGUUGACAGCCGACGCAUAUGGUGAGCGUCACUUCGCCUUUCCAUUGCGUGACGCUGAAGGGAUGGUGGUGCUCAUCGUAGACAUCAGUAUAGAUAAAUCAAAGACACUUGCAUCACACGAGCGAAAAGAAAUUCAAAGGAUGCUUAAGUUGCUUGAAAUGGCGCAUAAAGAGAUGAGUAGCGAGGAAGCUGGCCAGGAUAAACAUAUCGUUUUAGAAGUGGAGAAGGAACAUGAAAAUCAAAGAAUUGAUGUCUUAUUUGAUCGCAUCAUGUUGCAGGACCUGAGAACUAACGUCGGAAGACUGGAUGCUGGAGCGUUUGCUGAAAUCAAAAGUUACAAGGACCCUCCCAAGAUCAUUCACGACAUCCUAAAAGCAGUAUUGGGUUUGUACUUCAGUGCGAAAGAUGAUGAGGAGAUCGAAGUCAAGCUAGAAGAAUGGACGACAGCUAAACAGCUAGUGAAUAACGAUCUCAUCAAGUGGAUGAUGUCUUACGAUCCCACAGCUCGUUCUAAUAUUGGAAGAGGAGAGGCGAGGCUGACAGAAUACCUGUCAGAUGUAAUGCCAUACGCAGUUGCCAAACACGGCUCGCUUCCCGCUCAAUACCUUUUCAACUGGGCGUUCGUUUGUUUAUCAUUGAUCGAGCACACCAAUAAAAUGCAAAAUAUACGUUACACCAAAGUCUCGUUGACACGUGAAAACGAGGCUAAUUAUGCGAAUACUGUUAACCCGGAGUGAGGAAAUAAUAAAUUUAUUUAUUUAUUUGAAUUGUUUUUAGUUUAUUGUAAAUAUUUUCUUAAGGGCGAGUUUUAACGCGAAAAUUUGUUUUUAUUUUUACAAUAAAUUUAACUAAAGUUUUGCUCUUUCAUGAGUGUAUAUUAUUAGAAAAACUAAAAAUAAUAUAUAAUCAGUGCUUUAGAAAGCAUUGUUUGGGGGGAUGGGCGGGGCUACUUUUAUUUUCUCCAUAAGUAACAUUAUGACACUCCGAGAGCAUCAAUUUUGACUUCACUUUGUGGAGAAGGAUGCAUUUUUGCCAACGAAACGUUUACUAUAAAAAAUAACAAUGGCUAUUUAAUGAUUGUGUCGAAUGUGUUUUUGUUUUUUUCGUAAAACAACAUGACUUCAUUUUGACGUGAUAUGGAUAUUCAAUAUGGAGGACGGAAAGUUGCUUUUUUUCUUUUUGAAUAUGCUGUGAACUAAUAAUAACACCCCAGGAAAAUUUCUUUCUUUUUUGUAAGGACGCAUGAGGUCGAGAUGACUUGCAGUGUCUUCUAGAAAUUUCACUUCACUUUUUAGAAUUACCCCAGUGGAUUGUAUAUAUAGUAUUUUAAUUUGAAUUGGUUUGCAUUUAAUAUAUUUUCAUAUAAAGUUUGUAAUAUAUUAAAAAUGUUGAGUAUUAUUUUUCCUAAGACAUUUCAAAGUUGAACUGUUUUAAA
Messenger RNA from Hydractinia symbiolongicarpus, 4668 nucleotides. Its product is annotated as EF-hand calcium-binding domain-containing protein 5-like. Gene Ontology annotation, molecular function: calcium ion binding. Lineage: Eukaryota; Metazoa; Cnidaria; Hydrozoa; Anthoathecata; Hydractiniidae. The transcript is spliced from 23 exons. The coding region runs from base 371 to 3970 and encodes 1199 amino acids. The record is from RefSeq and is a predicted model, not a curated record.